AUGGGCUCCAUCAGGUCGUCCGCCUCGCAGACGGCCGCAGCGUCGAGCGGUGAUGGCCUGCAACCAUCUAAGUCCCAGGAGAAGGGGAUCCUGAACAAUUCCACUUCCAACUCCAACCCCAUCUUGCCGACCAUGCACCAGCAUCAUUCGACCCGCUAUGUGCUGGGGCUUUUCCGCGUGAACAGUGCCGGCGAGAGUGGGCGGACGGGCGUCCACCCGCUCCACUUCCUCAAGGUGUGCUUCAAGAGCAUCUGCACAGCGUCGAUGAUCGUGAAUAUCCUGUGGCCGUUUGUCCCAGCUGCAAUUGUCAUACAUUUCGCCCGCCCGGACCUGCACGUGUGGAUUUUCGCGCUCAACUACAUUGCCAUGGUGCCCUCGGCGAACCUGCUCGGCUUUGCGGGUGGAGAGUUGGCGAAGAAGCUGCCCAAGGUACUGGGAGUCUUGGUGGAGACGGCUCUGAGUGCGGUGGUGGAAAUUGUGCUCUUCAUGGUCCUGCUGCAUAAUGACCAUGGAGGGCACCUGAUCCCCGUCAUUCAAGCCGCCAUUCUCGGCUCGAUUUUGGCGAACCUGCUCCUGUGUUUGGGUACGUGUUUCUUUGUCGGCGGCCUGCGACGGUCCGAGCAGGUAUUCCAUGAGGCAGUCAGCGAAGUUGGAACGGGAUUGUUGCUGGUCGCUGGCUUUGGUCUGCUGAUUCCGAGCGCGUUCUACUCUGCCUUGAAGGGAUCUGUCAAUGAAGAGUUCACAUUGGCCAUGUUGGACGAGUAUGCGCUGAAGAUCAGCCGGGCGACGGCCGUUAUCCUCUUGGUCGCCUUCUUGACAUACCUGAUCUUCAACCUCCACAGCCACAACUCCAUCUUCGAUGAGAUUUUGGAAAAGGACGAGGCACAGGAUGAGGACCGGCACGAAGAGCUACGACGAGCAAAGCUCACCUUUGUAGAGUGUCUGGUGGCCAUUGUCAUCUCAUUAGCCUGCGUCUGUAUGUCCGCCGUUUUUCUCGUGCAAGAAAUCGAGUACAUCGUGGACCUCGGCGUCUCCGACAACUUCAUGGGCCUGAUCCUCGUUCCUCUCGUCGAGAAGGCUGCAGAGCACUUGACCGCGGUGGACGAGGCGUGGGACAACCAGAUCAAUUUUGCACUCUUCCACUGCCUGGGUCCUUCCAUCCAGACUGCUCUGCUCAACGCCCCGCUGGCCGUGCUCGUGGGCUGGGGCCUGGAUAAGGAGAUGAGUCUCAACUUUGAGAUUUUCAUGGUCGUUCUGCUGGUGCUGUCCAUCUUGGUCGUUGGAAACUUCUUGCGUGAUGGCAAGUCGAAUUACUUAGAGGGCACUUUGUGUGUCCUCGUCUACUUCAUUAUCGCCGUCACCUCUUGGUACUACCCUAAAGUCGACGUGGCUUCGACUAACCAGGCCUGA
Molecule: messenger RNA, 1410 nt
Organism: Penicillium canariense
Lineage: Eukaryota; Fungi; Ascomycota; Eurotiomycetes; Eurotiales; Aspergillaceae
Product: hydrogen/calcium exchanger domain-containing protein
Exons: 2
Coding region: 1-1410 (469 amino acids)
Biological process (GO): calcium ion transmembrane transport; intracellular calcium ion homeostasis
Cellular component (GO): fungal-type vacuole membrane
Molecular function (GO): calcium:proton antiporter activity
Source: RefSeq, a predicted model, not a curated record